Messenger RNA from Dermacentor albipictus, 3662 nucleotides. RefSeq lists its product as uncharacterized. The record is from RefSeq and is a predicted model, not a curated record. Lineage: Eukaryota; Metazoa; Arthropoda; Arachnida; Ixodida; Ixodidae.
UCUAUGGUGCAGUGUGCGUAGUCUUUGGCUUUCGAAAACUCCGUCGCGUCCUGCCAUUGGCCAGACCAAAUUCGUCGAAUACGAGACUGGCGCCGUUGGUCGCUUGGUGUGUGGCCCGCUUAAACCUGGAUUGGCGGCUUGGUUGGUUUGGACUGGUGGAUGUUUUGAAGGCGUGUUUGAGAAGUGUUGGAACGCUGCUUUUUUAUCGGUCUGUUUCUUAAAUUUUAGGUGCUAAUGUGUGUGGCUAUGUGGAAAAGCAACGCUCGGCUAUCCAUUGCUCGAAGCUGACGCAAGCAAGCAUCGACAACACGAAGCAGUUAUGCAGCAUUCUGAAGACUUAUCAGAGACGUUUACCUUAAACUCACCAGAAUUGUCUCGAAAGUAUGCUGAAAAGGCCUGCCUUCAGAGAAGCCCUGAUGACUCCCCACACCAGCAUCAGAGUAAAGCAGCCAGGCAAUCAUCUCUCCUGUUUGUUGAGAACGUACGAAGGAUGGAUACGAAAGCAGGGUCCUCAUCAAGUAAUUCAGUACAACGGUAUUUCAACAGCAUUAUAAAAGUUACGCCUACACGAACAGAUGUUCAAGGCCUCAUAGGAAUCCCACAGUAUAGCCCAGUAGCUAUCUCAGAAGCUUCUCAGGCUUCGGUACAGACACCGAGAGCAAGGGAAGAUAAUGAGCCCAAGCAGCACUUGCUGACGGUUGAUCCUCUAGUCGCGAAAGAGCCAGACGACAUUGCAGUAGUGAACAGUCCUCAGAGGAAAGUUAGUCGGAGAAUAGCCAUUGCAUUCCCAUACAAUGGUUGGACAAGUGGCUUACCUACUGGUGUGGACAACGAUGAUAAUGUCUGUGAACAGCCCAGCGCUGACAGUGCAGAGAGAAAACUUAAGCACCCAGACAAUGCUAUCAGCUCCAGCAAUGGGACAAAGCUCUCGAGUUAUCAGGAUCAAGGAACAGAAACAUGCAAUGCCCCUGGAAACCAAAAGCAGGGUCGCACCAACGUUCAAGAAAAUGAAUCUUUAGGGGAUCACACGCCUCGCUUCAAUUUGCGAAGAAAGAGACCUGGUGUAGUUAUACCACAGGCAGCAACAGUAAAUAAGCUCAAAACCAAAUCCCCUAAUGUUUCUCAACUAGGAAAUAAGAAUGCAUCAACUGCAGCUGACUUGAAGCAAGAAGGGAGCAAGAUGGCCGACAGCAGCAAGCUUCAGUGCAAAAAUAUACGCAUUCCAUCUCCGAGUUCCAGCUCUCCAUGUGGUUCUCAGAAAGGGUAUGGGUCUAAGCCAUUGCCAUUAAUCUCUAGGGACCUGUGGAGCUCUGCAAGUCGUGAAAAACCUUUAAGGAAACCUUUACGGAAACCACGAAAACCACGGAAACCUUUAAGCAGCUUAGCAAAUCGAGCCUUUCCUGAGCCAGCUUCCCCCUUGAACAAUACCCAUGAGCAGUGGUUCAUGAGAGAGGUGUUUCCUGAACUAGUCAAGAAAAACAGCGCCUGGGCCAAAUUCGAAACACCUUUCAUGCAAAAUAGCUCCAGAUCCUUUCAGAGCCCUCAGACACCCUGCAAGAGCCCACUUGCAGUGCCUGUUGAAGCAAGGCCCGAUGGGCCCAAUGCUCAUCAUGAAGGAGCAGCCAAAGAAAAGAACAAUCUUUGGUCUGCACAAAAAGGUUUGCGCUCUCAGGGUUCUGAAAGUAACAAGAGAGUUGGGCCAACAAAGAAAAGUGAGAUUAAGGCAGCAAGUGCCUUAAAGUGUGGGACUGGUUUACAGCGGGAAAGUGCAGAAGUUGCAAAGAAUAUUGAGGAAUCGCAUGGCAAAGCAGUUUUACCAGUGACUGGAGAUGCGGUGCCUGUAUGCUGUGAAGCUCUGGAAAGUCUCGGAGCUGAAAAUGAGCCUUUUGAAUCGCCCAGAAAGAAGCGGUGUGCAUCAAAAUCCUCAUUAGCAAUUGACUCUCGCCUGGAAACUGUGAAACCCAGGAUAAACUUUUGGCAGAUCCCAGGGAAAUCUUCGAACAAAACCACUCGGCAUGACGAAAAUCCAAUAGCAUUAUUGAAAGUUGCUAAAGAAAAAGCACUUCCUGAAGCACCUGCAGCUAGCGCAAAGCUCUUGGACAGCACGGGUGAAGAAAAUAUUUGCUGGAUCAAGUCACUUUGGAAGCAGAGGAAAUCCACACUUGUAACUGCUUCAGCACUGAAGUCCAGAAAAGUUCCAAGUACUUAUCCGAACCACAAGGUCUCGAAGCCAGCUGUACAUGGAAAGAAGAGUGACACACCCAUCGAACCCCCUAAAGGCGGUCUUCAACAGGAAGCCAAGGAUGCCAUUGUACAGACAUCUGAGUUGUUUGACGUCCAACAGGAAGUCAAGGAUGCCAUAGUACAGACAUCAUUCAUGUGCAUGAUUGGAAAGAGCAUCAACUUGAGCAAAGCAGGAAAGAAGUGCUUGCGUGAAGUGAAAGGAUGCAAGAGAAGCACUUGCUGUGAGCACACUUAUGAAGCACUUCACAUCAAGGAGGAGGAAGUGAAGUUCAUGGACUUGUCUGCGAAACAAGCGCUUGGCAAUGGCGCUAUUACCUUUGGCCACUAUUUUUCUACUGACACUACUACCUUCGGUGUUAUGAGACUAGACCCAAGUUGUGAAAAGGCAAUGUCUGCGAACAAUCACCAUGACAUGUUUCUUUACGCUGUUGAUACUGGAGUGAACAUAACUACGUUAGGAGGCACUUGGAUGCUUCUCCAAAAAGGAUCUGCUUUCUACAUCAGCAGAGGCUUACCAUUUACGCUGAAAAACCUCAAUGAGACAAUGGUCAAGAUUCUUUAUGUACUCACAGAGCCGUCCAAGGCUGAUCCAGUGAUGUGACAUGUUGAGGGCACAUUAUGUAAAUGUUCUAAAUACCAUUGUUUUUACUGCAUUGUCAUACUUGCAAAAAUGUGAUUUUUUUUCUUCUUUUAUUUCUUGUGUAGUUUUACCCUCGAACAAAGAUAUGUAUACAACUUUUUAAAGGCAUUUUUCUUGAUAUUUCAAACUUUUCACUCCUGAUUUUUAGUUUUGACAAUGCCAUAUAUGUAAAGGCAUGUUUUGUACAGUAUUUGGGGGUGUGUGAAUAUUCGAAAUCUUUGAGUAACAAAUUGAAUAUUGCACUAUUUUAUUUGGUCUUUAAAUCAAAUAGUCACUAUAUUUGUAAAUAGCCAUACUUAUUUGGCUAAACAGCUUUCGCACUCACCCAUAAGUCCUGAGCUUGCAAACAAACUGCUUUAUUCUUCCUAAUGCUCAGUUUUGCUUUUAAAAAGAAUGGUUCAUAACCUACAUUCUCAUGACAGGAAGUUUCCUAACAUGAAUAUUUUAGGACAUGAAGACUGAUAAUGAGAAGUGCUCAUUAUUUGAAAACUACUAAAAAAGUAUUCUGUUUGAUAAUUCAAUUUGUUUCUUGCACCAUUUGAAUCCUAUUCUAUUUGGUCUCAGAAAUGUUUAUUCACACACCCCCGGUAGCAUUGCCUCGAGCCAGUGUACAAAUAUUUAACUUGCGUGCCUUGUACAUAGUUUCGGCUGCACUAAUGGACCUGUAGUUGAGUUUCUUGUUUGCUUAAAUUAUUUAAGAAUUAAUUCAUCGUACCAUAUCAUUGUACAUAUACUGUAACUGUUUCUGUGAAAUAAAAAGAAUUCACAUUUCUUGUGA